This is a messenger RNA of Trichogramma pretiosum, 831 nucleotides long. RefSeq names its product choline transporter-like protein 4. The transcript is spliced from 5 exons. Lineage: Eukaryota; Metazoa; Arthropoda; Insecta; Hymenoptera; Trichogrammatidae. The record is from RefSeq and is a predicted model, not a curated record. Gene Ontology annotation, cellular component: membrane. Bases 1 to 831 code for a protein of 276 amino acids. Gene Ontology annotation, molecular function: transmembrane transporter activity. Gene Ontology annotation, biological process: transmembrane transport.
AUGGGAUCGUCAAACCAUCAAGAGUUUGGCUCAAAAUUAACCUACGAUCCAUCCUGGACAGGCCCUUGGGAAUUGGAACGAUCAGAGACUGACCUUUUGAGUUUGAUAAAUUUUUGGUUUCUUUUUUGCGUCUGUAUCAACCUAGCAGUUAUAGAUGUACUCAAAGCUGACUUCAAGAAAGUUUUCAAUUGGCAAAAUUCAGAUUCUACCAAUAUUUUAUGGAACGCUGAAAAAUCGUUUUACGACCAAAUGUACCAUUUGGGCUCCAUUGCAUGUGGUUUUAUGCGCACGCAAAUCUACAAGGUUUUCCGAAUUUUCUUGGGACCAGACUAUAGAAAACAAAGAGAGAGGCCCAAUAAUUGCAUGCAACGGUACUGCCCGAUGUGCUGCAACGGCUGUUACGACGAAAUUAUGAAAACAAGCGAUUUGGCUUACGUUUACAUCGCGCUCCACGGCCAAAACUUUGAGGAGUCUGUGACAAACACAUUUAAUCUAUUGGGUAGAAAUUGGGAAAAUGUCGCCAUUGUGGCCCAUAUCGCUCAGAGAUUGAUAUUUCUCUGCUCCAUCUCGACUGUGGCCAUUUCGGCUCUCGUGUACUCGGGCUUGACCUCAGCCUUUUCAAUGGACAGUACUCAGAGUAUGACUGCAUUGCUGUUCAUUUGGUUCCUCGUCUUUGUUGCGAUUAAUUCAAUAUUUUUGCUGCUGGACGUAGCAAUCGACACCUUAUUGAUUUGUGCGCUCGAAGAUUAUGAAGUCAACAGUAACAGCGCUAGAGCUUACUACAUGUCAGACCAUAUGAAGAAAUUAUUACUCGAGAAUAAAAUAAUAUAA